UUGGUCGGGCGGGCUGUCAGUCACCGUCCGGCGCUAGGAGAGAACACAGGCAGUCACCGAACCGCCGCCGCCACAGGUUUCCCCGUAGAGCGGCCCAUGGAGGCUCCGCUGUGACGGAAAAGUUUCCCCGGGAAGGAUGGCGGGGAGAAGUGUGACGGAGAGCCGCUAGAAGGGCCGGGACCGGACUCGCUCUCCUCCUCGCGUCAUGUCGGCCAUCUCUGCCGCCGAGAAAGUGGACGGCUUCACCAGGAAGUCUGUGCGGAAAGCGCAGCGACUGAAGAGAUCUCAGGGAUCCUCACAGUUCCGCGGACAGGGGGCGCUAGUGGAGCUCUCCCCCCUACCGGCACUCAAAGAUGCCACUUGCAAUGACCAGCAAGACCUCUUCUCUCAGAAGCUGCAGCAGUGCUGUAUGCUCUUUGAUUUUAUAGACUCGAUAUCUGACCUGAAGAGCAAAGAAAUAAAGAGAGCCACUCUGAAUGAACUGGUUGAAUAUGUAUCCACAAAUCGAGGGGUCAUUGUAGAGUCUGCAUACCCCGAUAUCGUAAAAAUGAUUUGCGCUAAUAUUUUUAGAACUCUACCGCCGAGCGACAAUCCAGACUUUGAUCCCGAGGAGGAUGAGCCAACACUAGAAGCAUCUUGGCCUCACAUACAGUUGGUGUAUGAAUUUUUCCUGAGAUUUUUGGAAAGUCCAGACUUUCAACCAAGUAUUGCAAAGCGGUUUGUGGACCAGAAAUUUGUGCAACAGCUGCUGGAACUGUUUGACAGUGAAGACCCAAGGGAGCGAGAGUUUUUGAAGACUGUACUACAUCGAAUAUAUGGCAAGUUUCUUGGCCUAAGAGCAUUCAUCAGAAAGCAGAUUAACAACAUUUUUCUCAGGUUUAUCUAUGAAACUGAGCAUUUUAACGGUGUGGCAGAAUUGCUGGAAAUACUGGGCAGCAUCAUCAAUGGAUUUGCAUUACCGUUAAAAGCUGAGCACAAGCAAUUCCUAAUGAAAGUCCUGAUUCCUAUGCACACAGCUAAGGGCCUGGCUCUGUUUCAUGCACAGUUGGCAUAUUGCGUGGUCCAGUUUUUGGAGAAGGACGCAGCACUGACAGAGCCAGCUGUUUAUUUGCAGGUUAUUAGAGGGUUGUUAAAGUUUUGGCCCAAAACUUGUAGCCAAAAAGAGGUGAUGUUUUUAGGUGAAAUAGAAGAGAUUUUGGAUGUAAUAGAGCCAACUCAGUUUAAAAAGAUUCAGGAACCCCUGUUUAAGCAAAUAUCAAAGUGUGUGUCCAGUUCUCACUUUCAGGUUGCAGAGAGGGCUCUGUACUUCUGGAACAAUGAGUAUAUUCUCAGCCUGAUCGAGGAGAACAUUGACAAAAUUCUACCAAUCAUGUUCGGUAGUUUGUACAAAAUCUCCAAAGAACACUGGAACCCGACUAUUGUAGCCCUGGUGUACAAUGUGCUGAAAACAUUCAUGGAAAUGAACGGGAAACUGUUUGAUGAGCUUACAGGGUCCUACAAAGCAGAACGGCAAAAAGAGAAGAAGAAAGAGCUGGAGCGUGAGGAGCUGUGGAGAAAGCUUGAUGACUUACAAAUGAAUAAGGCCUUGGCCGAUCAACAGAAGAGUGCUUUCAGUGUACAGAACAAUACAAGUGCCAAAUAACCCACAUGACAACAACCUCUGCUUCAUAGGCAAACUUUUGUACAUUGUUUUUUUUUUUUUUUCUUCUUUUUUUGAUUUUUUUUUUUUUUUUCUGAAAAAUGUAAAAUAAAACUGACAUUGUCCAUAUAAAACAAGAAAACAGUUUUUACAGGGAAUAGCAUCCCUUUCUGAAUAACUUCUGGUCUGUGAGAGGGGGCAUUAAUAAAUUGCGGUGCAACUUAUUGAUGAUUUUCCUAACAGCCAAUUAUUAAAGUGCACUUGUCAUUUACAACACAGGAGACAGUCAAUAAAGAGGCAAUGCUUUUAAAAUAUCCAUCAUUUUGGUGAAGGGUAGGAAAUGUUCUAAUGUACUUUAUUUCCCAUUCAUAUCCAUUUUCAGAGCCACCUCUUCCCAGCCUGCCUGUCAGCUGAGAGUUUAACCUCCUAGCGUUCACCGUCUUUUAUUUUGUUUUACAGUAUAGCAGAGCCACCUCCUCCCUACUACUAAUCUUUGAUCUCAUCACUCCUUUCCUCACUGACAUCGCCUAACUUAUAAAAUUACAAUUGUGAAGAGCAAUAAUCGCAGAAAUUACA
Molecule: messenger RNA, 2215 nt
Organism: Rana temporaria (common frog)
Lineage: Eukaryota; Metazoa; Chordata; Amphibia; Anura; Ranidae
Gene: PPP2R5A
Product: protein phosphatase 2 regulatory subunit B'alpha
Exons: 13
Coding region: 206-1642 (478 amino acids)
Biological process (GO): protein dephosphorylation; signal transduction
Cellular component (GO): protein phosphatase type 2A complex; nucleus; cytosol
Molecular function (GO): protein phosphatase activator activity
Source: RefSeq, a predicted model, not a curated record